This is a messenger RNA of Bombyx mandarina (wild silkworm), 6478 nucleotides long. RefSeq lists its product as uncharacterized. Lineage: Eukaryota; Metazoa; Arthropoda; Insecta; Lepidoptera; Bombycidae. The record is from RefSeq and is a predicted model, not a curated record.
GUUCUUCACCGGGCCAUAGAGACAUUGUCUUGGGCCUUGCAGGAUGAAGGUGUUGUGCGCUAUCGUUCUAUACAUCGCAUUAAUGCAACCAGCUCUCUGUGAUCCGCCAUUUGCAAAAAAAUCCAAUGAACACUAUACGUUAGAUCAUCUAUUAAACAAAGGACCUGAAAACGGGAACAGAUACAGAGCGCCAAGUUCGUUUUUUGAAAAUUCUGCGAUUAAUAAACACUUUCAAAACUAUUUCGCCAAUCAACAGGGCAGAGUUCAGCCGGUACAACCUACCAGGAGCGCUCGGCAUUUGAACGGCAAACCCUUCAGAGCAGCGGAAAAUAAACACAAUUUACAUGCCAACGCGAGGAUACCAGUGCGACAACCAAGUAUACAGCCUAAAGAUACACAAAGCGAAACUAAUCAUGCAAAAAAUAGCAAUUUACCUACGCGUGUUAGUCUAAAUUUGGAUGAUGUAACUACGGAGUCUCAUAUCAAUGAAAAUACAGUUCCCAAGCAACCAACUGAAGGUAAUGGACAAAUCGAUAGUGUCGCCAAUACUAUUGACCCAAUCAUUAAAAAACCAAAUGAAGUUAAUGAAACUGAUAAGAAACCAGAAAUACAAUGGACGACGAAUACUCAUGAGCAGACCACGUCAGCAGUUGGUAAUGGAGAAAUAUCAUCGAAUAAUCAAUUAAAACUUAACAAAGACACAGUAUUAAAAGGACACUACAUAGUCAGACCUGCAACGACAAAUGCUUUGGAUAAAACGCAAAAUGUAGAACCACUGACUACAGAUUCAGCAUACCAAAUUCCUCUACUACCGCCAAGCACACAACCUGCUGAUAACUUACUAAGCAAAGAAAGCAAUCAAGAAGUACUAGAAAAGAUUAUAGAAGAAGUCAUAAAAGAUAAUAAAUAUGAAAACUCAGACGAUACUAAUCCUGUAAAAUUUAUUUACAAAGAGGAAUUGGUACCUAAUGCUGCUAUUGAAAAUCAAGAGAAUGUAACGAAAACUACAGACUUAAAAGGUUUCCUUAAAAACAUUAAAGAAAUCAAACAUUUUGAAGAAAAGAUCGAAAAUUUCAAGGAAAAUAAAACACAGGAGUGGAAAAGUAAAAAAAAUAUGACUAUCAAAAAAGCAGAAUCUAUUACUCAACAUGACGUAUCUAAGAAGACCAAUGAAUAUACAAAUGAGAAACGAAACGAAACUCGCGAAGAGAGUGACUUUGAAUCUAACAAACAACUAUCAAAAUACACUGAGGAAUCUCAAUUUGAAUUGAACACCAGGAUAUCUCUUACCGAAAAUAGUGAUGAAUUCGCAGCUCUGAACGAAUAUCUAGAAGAAGUGAAAAAAAUUGAAAAUCAAAAUAAAGCAUAUGAAAAAGUAGAACAGAAAUCGUUACAAGCGGAGAAAUUUGACGAUCUAGAAUUUUGGAGACAAGAAGCGGAAAAGGAAGAAAAAAAACGCGAAAAGGAAAUAAGAGAAAUGCAAAGUAAAUUGAACGGUGGCAGACACACAGAAAUGACAGAAAAGGAGUUAGUGAGCAAAGCUGAAGAGCUUGUGGAAAACGAUGAAGAUGAAUUUUGGAAUCAAGAAGCUAUAUAUCUAGACAAUAAUUAUGAAAAUUCAAAAACCCUGAAUAAAACAAAUUCUUCUAUAUCUUCGACUACUAACCCUAAGCAGCCGAUUACUGGGGCAAAUAUAGCUAAAACUACAGCAACUGAGCAAUCCACGACUGAGGCCAAGGUACUUUCGACGACUGAACUUAAACAGUCGACGACUGCGACAAGUGUACCAUCAACUGUGGCUAGUGAGCAAUCUACGACUGAGAUAAGUGUACCGUCAACUACCGGUACUGAGCAACCUACAACUGAGACAAGUGUACCAUCGACUACUGCUACUGAGCAAUCUAGGACUGAUAUAAAACUGCCUUCAACUACGUCUACCGUGCAAUCUGCGACUGAGACAAGUGUACCGUCGACGCUCGAGCUUAAAGAGUCGACGACUGAGACAAGUGUACCAUCAACUACGUCUAACGUGCAAGCUACGACUGAGACAAGUGUACCGUCGACGAUCGAGCUUAAGCAGUCGACGACUGAAACAAAUGUACCAUCAACUACGGCUACUGAGCAAUCUACGACUGAGACAAGUGUAUCGUCGACGCUCGAGCUUAAGCAGUCGACGACUGAGACAAAUGUACCAUCAACUACGGCUACCGAGCAAUCUACGACUGAGACAAGUGUACCGUCGACGACCGAGCUUAAACAGUCGACGACUGAGACAAAUGUACCAUCAACUACGGCUACCGAGAAAUCUACGACUGAGACAAGUGUACCGUCGACGAUCGAGCUUAAACAGUCGACGACUGAGACAAAUGUAUCAUCAACUUCGGCUACUGAGAAAUCUACGACUGAGAUAAGUGUACCAUCGACUACUGGUACUGAGCAACCUACAACUGAGACAAGUGUAGCAUCGCCUACUGCUACUGAGCAAUCUAAGACUGAUAUAAAACUGCCUUCAACUGCAGCUACUGAGCAAUCUACGACUGAGACAAGUGUAUCGUCGACGCUCGAGCUUAAAAAGUCGACGACUGAGACAAAUGUACCAUCAACUACGGCUACCGAGCAAUCUACGACUGAGACAAUUGUACCGUCGACGACCGAGCUUAAACAGUCGACGACUGAGACAAAUGUACCAUCAACUACGGCUACCGAGAAAUCUACGACUGAGACCAGUGUACCGUCGACGAUCGAGCUUAAGCAGUCGACGACUGAGACAAAUGUACCAUCAACUACGGCUACCGAGCAAUCUACGACUGAGACAAGUGUACCGUCGACGAUUGAGCUUAAACAGUCGACGACUGAGACAAAUGUACCAUCAACUUCGGCUACUGAGAAAUCUACGACUGAGAUAAGUGUACCAUCGACUACUGGUACUGAGCAAUCUAAGACUGAUAUAAAACUGCCUUCAACUGCAGCUACUGAGCAAUCUACGACUGAGACAAGUGUACCGUCGACGAUUGAGCUUAAGCAAUCGACGACUCAGUCAAAUGUACCAUCGACUACGGCUACUGAGCAAUCUACGACUGAGACAAGUGUACCGUCGACGAUUGAGCUUAAACAGUCGACGACUGAGACAAAUGUACCAUCAACUUCGGCUACUGAGAAAUCUACGACUGAGAUAAGUGUACCAUCGACUACUGGUACUGAGCAAUCUAAGACUGAUAUAAAACUGCCUUCAACUGCAGCUACUGAGCAAUCUACGACUGAGACAAGUGUACCGUCGACGAUUGAGCUUAAGCAAUCGACGACUCAGUCAAAUGUACCAUCGACUACGGCUACUGAGCAAUCUACGACUGAGACAAGUGUACCGUCGACGAUUGAGCUUAAACAGUCGACGACUGAGACAAAUGUACCAUCAACUUCGGCUACUGAGAAAUCUACGACUGAGAUAAGUGUACCAUCGACUACUGGUACUGAGCAAUCUAAGACUGAUAUAAAACUGCCUUCAACUGCAGCUACUGAGCAAUCUACGACUGAGACAAGUGUACCGUCGACGAUUGAGCUUAAGCAAUCGACGACUCAGUCAAAUGUACCAUCGACUACGGCUACUGAGCAAUCUACGACUGAGACAAGUGUACCGUCGACGAUUGAGCUUAAACAGUCGACGACUGAGACAAAUGUACCAUCAACUUCGGCUACUGAGAAAUCUACGACUGAGAUAAGUGUACCAUCGACUACUGGUACUGAGCAAUCUAAGACUGAUAUAAAACUGCCUUCAACUGCAGCUACUGAGCAAUCUACGACUGAGACAAGUGUACCGUCGACGAUUGAGCUUAAGCAAUCGACGACUCAGUCAAAUGUACCAUCGACUACGGCUACUGAGCAAUCUACGACUGAGACAAGUGUACCGUCGACGAUUGAGCUUAAACAGUCGACGACUGAGACAAAUGUACCAUCAACUUCGGCUACUGAGAAAUCUACGACUGAGACAAGUGUACCGUCGACGAUCGAGCUUAAGCAGUCGACGACUGAGACAAAUACUACAGACGCAGAAGCUCAGUCUACCACUGUCACCGAAUCAAACACUACAGGAGCAGCAGUGCAAUCUACCACCGCAACAGAGAGUGCCACUACAGACGCAGAAGCACAGUCUACUACUGUCUCCGAAUCCAACACUGGAAGAGCAGCAGUGCAAUCUACUACCGUUGCAGAGCGCGCCACCACAGAUGCUGAAGUUCAGUCUACCACUGUCACACAAUCAGACACUGCAGAAGCAGCAGUGCAAUCUACCACCGCAACAGAGAGUGCCACUACAGACGCAGAAGCACAGUCUACUACUGUCUCCGAAUCAAACACUGGAAGAGCAGCAGUGCAAUCUACUACAGUUUCAGAGCGCGCCACCACAGAUGCUGAAGUUCAGUCUACCACUGUCACCGAAUUAAGUACUGCAGGAGCAGCAGUACAAUCUACUACCACUACCGAGAGUGCCACCACUGAUGCUGAAGCUCAGUCUACUACUGUCACGGAAUCGAGCACUGCAGGAGCAGCAGUGCAAUCUACCACCGCAACAGAGAGUGCCACUACAGACGCAGAAGCACAGUCUACUACUGUCACCGAAUUAAGUACUGCAGGAGCAGCAGUACAAUCUACUACCACUACCGAGAGUGCCACCACUGAUGCUGAAGCUCAGUCUACUACUGUCACGGAAUCGAGCACUGCAGGCGCAGCAGUGCAAUCUACCACCGCAACAGAGAGUGCCACUACAGACGCAGAAGCACAGUCUACUACUGUCUCCGAAUCAAACACUGGAAGAGCAGCAGUGCAAUCUACUACAGUUUCAGAGCGCGCCACCACAGAUGCUGAUGUUCAGUCUACCACUGUCACACAAUCAGACACUGCAGGAGCAGCAGUACAAUCUACUAUCACUACCGAGAGUGCCACCACUGAUGCUGAAGCUCAGUCUACUACUGUCACGGAAUCGAGCACUGCAGGAGCAGCAGCGCAAUCUAAUACCGCAACAGACAGUGCCACUGCAGACACUGAAGUUCAGUCUACCACUGUCACUGAAUCGAGCACUACAGGAGCAGCAGUGCAAUCUACCACCGCAACAGAGAGUAGCACUACAGAUGCUGAAGCUCAGUCUACUACUGUCACGGAAUCGAGCACUGCAGGAGUAGCAGUGCAAUCUACUAUCGCUACAGAGCGUGCCACCACAGACACUGAAGUACAGUCUGCUACUGUCACCGAAUCAAACACUGCGGCUAAGGUCCACGAUCAGCCUACUAGAACAGUAUUUACUUCGCCAUGUGGAAAUCAUCCAACUUCUGUUGCAACUGACAAUACUUCUGAAAAAGAAAGUAAACAGACCAACACUCCAACUGAACAUACAGUCAUUGUAGCACACAAUCAAUUUUACGAAACUCAAACUAAGACAACAACUUCGGCUCAUCCAAUUCUAGAACCAGUAUCUGGUAUGCCCUCCAUACAUUUAACUUCCAAAAACGAUCCCCCAACAACAGAUGAACCAAUAGAAAUUUGGGAACAAUCCACGAAACAGUUUGCUCCAACAACAUUUAUUUCUGAGUCUUUAGUUUUGAAGAAUAAGCAAACUCAAUUUAAAGUGAUACCACUAGAAAUUCCUACAGAAGCGACACAGAAGCCUGUGCAGUCCACAAUCGUGCCUAUACAUCCUAAAACCAAACCUGAGCAAUCGACAAUAACAACGGUGCAGUCCACAGACCAAUCAACACAGGCAACAAUAGGAUCAUUUCCAUCGAUUGUCAAACCCAUACAAUCGCGCGAGCCGAAUGUAUUCAAUGUCAAAGCGAUAUCGUCAAUCGAACCUUUAAAAUCGACAACUGAAUCAGUACAUUCGAUAACACAAUCGACGGUUGUAUCUGAACAAUCAUCAAACGAACCUCUGCAGGUAACAAUCGAACUUCUACAAUCAUCAAUCGAACCUACACAGUCCACAGUCCAAACACAACAGUCGAGCGCACAACCUGGACAAUUCGCAACCAAACCUGUUAAUCGAAUCGAAACAACUACAGAAAAUCCAGAAAGCAAAAAAUCAAAUGAACAUAGACCAUUCAUACAAGUUACAAAAUCAACAAAGAGUCCGAUCGGGAGCACCCUAAAAGGAUAUUACCGAGAAAUCAACCCUACCCAAGGCUUCGGUGAUGAUGUCGGGGAAAAUGAAGAUAAACGCAAAGGAAGAUAUGAUUUAUCUAAAUUUAAUCAAGCUCCGGCAAUGCAUAUGGCCGUUGAAAACGAAAUAACAUUGAAGACUCUGAUCGUCGAAGACGGAUCCAAGUAUGGACGCUGCUACUGUUCGUGUGACCUGAAUAGCAAGCCAGUCUUCAUUAGCUUGGAUGGAAGUGCUUUGAAACCUAGACGAUGAAUCCAAUAGAUAUACCUCCUAAUUAAGUCAUUCAUAAACCAGCUAUAAUCCAUGCUAAUUACAUAAAUAAUACAGUAAUACAAA